Apaloderma vittatum (bar-tailed trogon) is the source of this 688-nucleotide messenger RNA. Its product is annotated as rhomboid-related protein 1-like. Gene Ontology annotation, molecular function: serine-type endopeptidase activity. Gene Ontology annotation, cellular component: membrane. The annotation marks the transcript as partial. The record is from RefSeq and is a predicted model, not a curated record. The transcript is spliced from 5 exons. NCBI's taxonomy places the organism in Eukaryota, Metazoa, Chordata, Aves, Trogoniformes, Trogonidae.
GAUCCUCGUCUCCACGAUGUUGGGUGCCCGACCAUGCGGGGUGCCCGACAGUGCGGGCUGCCCGGGGAGCUUGGGGUGCCUACUUUGGACCCCGCCAAGCUCGACAUGCUGGUGGCCCUGGCUCAGGGCAACGACGAGGGGCAGGUCUGCUAUCAGGAGCUGGUAGACCUGGUCAGUAGCAAGCGCUCGAGCAGCUUCAAGCGCGCCAUCGCCAACGGGCAGCGAGCCCUGCCCCGGGACGUCCUCCUGGAUGAGACCGGCCUGGGCUUCUACAAGCGCUUCGUCCGUUACGUGGCCUACGAGAUCCUGCCCUGCGAGAUGGAUCGGCGCUGGUACUUCUACCAGCACCGCACGUGUCCUCCCCCUGUCUUCAUGGCAGGUGUGUUUUGGAGUUGCUGGAGUUGACAAAUGUGGGGUUUGGCACAGAUCAUCGUGUUCCUCUGCUACGGGGCCCGGCUGAACAAGUGGGUACUGCAGACCUACCACCCUGAAUACAUGAAGAGCCCCCUCGUCUACCACCCCGGGCACCGGGCACGUGCCUGGCGCUUCCUCACCUACAUGUUCAUGCACGUGGGGCUGGAGCAGUUGGGGUUCAACGCCCUCCUGCAGCUGAUGAUCGGGGUGCCCUUGGAGAUGGUGCACGGCAUCCUGCGCAUCAGCUUCCUCUACCUGGCUGGGGUCCUGGCAG